Molecule: messenger RNA, 1072 nt
Organism: Dryobates pubescens (Downy woodpecker)
Lineage: Eukaryota; Metazoa; Chordata; Aves; Piciformes; Picidae
Gene: RAP2B
Product: RAP2B, member of RAS oncogene family
Exons: 1
Coding region: 112-663 (183 amino acids)
Biological process (GO): negative regulation of cell migration; Rap protein signal transduction
Cellular component (GO): plasma membrane
Molecular function (GO): GDP binding; GTP binding; GTPase activity
Source: RefSeq, a predicted model, not a curated record
UCCCCUCCCUCCUUCCUUCCCUCCUUCGCCUCCCUCUCUCCGCCCGCCGUGAGGGCGGGAGGGAAGCGGCAGCCCCGAGCGGGAGCCGAGGGAGGCGGCGCGCCGGGAGCCAUGCGGGAGUACAAGGUGGUGGUGCUGGGCUCGGGCGGCGUGGGCAAGUCCGCCCUCACCGUGCAGUUCGUGACGGGCUCCUUCAUCGAGAAGUAUGACCCCACCAUCGAGGACUUCUACCGCAAGGAGAUCGAGGUGGACUCCUCGCCGUCGGUGCUGGAGAUCCUGGACACGGCGGGCACCGAGCAGUUCGCCUCCAUGCGGGACCUCUACAUCAAGAACGGGCAGGGCUUCAUCCUGGUCUAUAGCCUGGUGAACCAGCAGAGCUUCCAGGACAUCAAGCCCAUGCGGGACCAGAUCAUCCGGGUGAAGAGGUACGAGAGGGUGCCCAUGAUCCUGGUGGGCAACAAGGUGGACCUGGAGGGCGAGCGGGAGGUCUCCUUCGGGGAGGGCAAAGCCCUGGCCGAGGAGUGGAGCUGCCCCUUCAUGGAGACCUCGGCCAAAAACAAAGCCUCGGUGGACGAGCUCUUCGCGGAGAUCGUCAGGCAGAUGAACUACGCCUCGCAGCCCAACGGGGACGAGCAGUGCUGCUCCUCCUGCGCCAUCCUCUGAGGGCAGCGGGGGCUGGCUGCGGGGACACGGCGGUGGCGGCCGGCGGGGGAGCAGCGGCGGCGGCGGCGGCGGGAGCGGCCCCGCAGCCCCGGCCGGAGCCCGCCCUCGGCAAGCCGCCGAGAACGAACAUCCCCCCCCACACACACACAAAACAAAGCAAAACAAAAAAAAUCGAGAAAGAAGAAAUCAUCGUGUUGGAAAUGUGGCUUUUUUCGGCAUGUACGUUUCGUCCAGUCUUGGUCGUUGAAUAUUUGUGUCUGCCCCGCGCUGGCAGCGGGCACGGGGCGGAGAGCUCCGGGGAGCAGCGGAGCCUGCGAGCCCGAGAGAACGGAGCCGGGGCGGGGGGGGGAGACCCCCGGGGGCACGCCGAGGAGAUCGGCGGUAGCGGUGCUGAGCCUCCCUCCCGGAG